CUGCGCACAACAAAUGCAUAGUCAGCCAAGUUCAGGAUUCAAAGACACUAGUACGGAGGCCAUGAGGGUCAAGUGGGUAUUGGGCGCCAACUCGCUGAUAAUCAAUAACCUAGGGUCCGGCUGGACCCCCGUGCAAAUCGCGCCAAAAAAGAUUUAAUAUCUUUGGCUCCUUUCCUCAAGCUUCUCCCAUCGUGGAUACUUGAUUUGUUGGGACCUGAGCGCUCAGCCCCCAUAUCAUAAAUGCCUUGUGGUAUACAGCCCCUUCAAAAACGUUUUCUUCUUCAUCUCUCUGUAUACUGAUCGUUUGCUAUGGUGGUGGACAUUCACGAUACGUUUGGCGCAGGGUUUAUCGGAGGUAUGGUGACUGCCAUCUUGUAUGGUAUCACAACUCUGCAGACAUACUUGUAUUAUGUAUAUUAUCCCAGUGACUCCAAUAGUGUGAAAGUAUUGGUUGGGUUCAUAUGGGUCUUAGACACUUUACACGUUUCCUUUAUGUGUCAUGCUCUGUAUUACUACCUUGUAACGAGUUUUGGUGACCCGAAUAACCUUGGAACGGGAGUUUGGUCCCUUUUCAUAUCGCUCGCUCUAAAUCUUUGCAUGGCUGUGCUCGUGCAAAUGUACUUUACUCUUCGAAUAUCCUACCUAACACGUUCCAAUAUCCGAUGGUGGCUGACAUCCUUUAUUAUGUUGUUCGUUAUCGCACACUUCGAGACAGUCAUUCUCAUGUUCAUCAAGAAGGAAUUCAGCGCGCUUUCGCAGAUCACUCUCUAUGCUGCCACCCCUUUCGCUGUCACUGCUGUUUUGUCCGACGUCUUCAUUGCUGCUUCACUGUGCAUUCUUCUCCAUGGCAAUCGCGGUUCUUAUGUCGAGACCAAUGCACUUGUUAAUACAUUGAUGGUAUACGCUAUCAAUCGUUGUCUACUGACUUCAGCCGUGGCCGUGGCCGAAGUUAUCGCAUUUGCCAUCAGCCCAGGUAGUCUGUGGUUCAUCGCGAUAGAUUUCGUUAUCGGAAAGCUAUAUGCCAAUUCCCUUCUUGCAUCCUUGAAUAGCCGAAGUGCCUUACGAGGGCGCAACCACACUCACAAUGACACUAGUUUCCGUGUCAACACCAUCAACCUAACUGGCCUACAGUCCUCAAGCGACAGCGCAGGCACGCAGAGUAAAAUGACCACCAGCACUGUCUCCCCUCGUGCCCGUGUGAAAUCAAUUCCAGGUGGAGAUAUCGACGAGAUAGCCAACUCGGGCGAAGUCUGAUGCAUAUGUUUGUGUUUUGCUGUGCAUGAUUUGUAAUAUGCUCCUUGCCUGCCGACCUAGCCCCGUGGGCUAGAAUUCCAGAAUGCUUCCGAGUCGCACUUCGCCAUCAUCAUUGUUAUUAUAUUCACCCUUCAUCUU
Molecule: messenger RNA, 1392 nt
Organism: Suillus plorans
Lineage: Eukaryota; Fungi; Basidiomycota; Agaricomycetes; Boletales; Suillaceae
Exons: 23
Coding region: 310-1254 (314 amino acids)
Source: RefSeq, a predicted model, not a curated record